Corylus avellana is the source of this 2383-nucleotide messenger RNA. The record is from RefSeq and is a predicted model, not a curated record. Lineage: Eukaryota; Viridiplantae; Streptophyta; Magnoliopsida; Fagales; Betulaceae.
CAGAAAAUUAUUUUACUUACGAAGAAACCAAAAAUCACUCACCUGGAACAGAGUUUCACGGCCAUGGCUCUCAACCUCCGUCAAAAGCAAACAGAAUGUAUUACCCGAAUGUUGAAUCUAAACCAACCCGUGAACGCAACGGGUACUGCAAACGAAGAGGUUUACAAGAUCUUAAUCUAUGAUAAGUUUUGCCAAAACAUCCUAUCACCAUUGAUCCGCGUCAAGGACCUUCGAAAACACGGCGUGACCCUCUACUUUCUGAUUGAUAAGGAUCGAAAACCGGUCCACGACGUGCCAGCCGUGUAUUUUGUCCAACCGAAUCAAGCGAACAUUCAGCGGAUCAUGGCCGACACGUCCCGCUCGCUCUAUGAUAGCUUCCACCUUAAUUUCUCGUCCUCUAUUCCCCGCCCGCUGCUCGAAGAUCUUGCAUCUGGGACAUUGAGUUCGGAUUCGAUCCAACGGAUUUCAAAGGUGCACGAUCAGUAUUUGGAGUUUGUGACAUUGGAGGAUGGUUUGUUUUCGUUGGCACAGAAGUCUACUUAUGUGCAAUUGAAUGAUCCGUCGGCAGGGGAUCGAGAGAUUGAGGAGAUUGUGGAGAGGAUUGUCAGUGGGUUGUUUUGUGUUUUGGCUACACUAGCUGUGGUGCCAAUAAUUAGGUGCCCUCGUGGUGGGCCUGCUGAGAUGGUUGCUUCCGCAUUGGAUCAGAGAUUGCGAGACCAUUUGUUGUCGAAGAAUAAUUUGUUUACAGAAGGUGGGAGUUUCGUGAGCUCUUUUCAGCGGCCAAUUUUGUGUAUAUUUGAUAGGAAUUUCGAGUUAGCAGUAGGGAUACAGCAUGAUUUUAGGUAUCGGCCGCUUGUUCACGAUGUUCUCGGAUUGAGGCUGAAUAGGUUGAGCGUGCAGGGUGAAAAGGGUGGGAUGAGGUCGUAUGAGUUGGAUAGUUCGGACCCUUUCUGGGUGGCAAAUGGGUCGUUAGAAUUUCCUGAAGUUGCAGUGGAGAUUGAGACUCAAUUGAAUAAAUAUAAGAAAGAUGUUGAUGAGGUGAACAGGAGGACUGGUGGGACUGACGGUGCUGAGUUUGAUGGGACAGACUUGACGGGGAACACGAAGCAUUUGAUGAAUGCAGUGAACUCUCUGCCUGAGUUGACAGAGCGGAAGCAGGUGAUAGAUAAGCACACCAAUAUUGCUACUGUUUUGUUGGGUGAGAUCAAGGAGAGGUUGCUUGAUUCUUAUGCGAAAAAGGAGAAUGACAUGCUGGUCAGAGGAAGCAUUGACCGGAAUGAGCUCCUUGGUCUGCUCAAAGGGAAAGGGAAGAAGAUGGAUAAGCUGCGGUUUGCUAUCAUGUAUCUGAUCUCUUCGGAAAGCAUUAAUCAGUCAGAAGUGGAAUCAGUGGAAGCAGCACUCAAGGAGUCCGAGGUUGAUACUAGUGCAUUUCAGUAUGUGAAAAAAUUGAAGUCGUUGAAUGCCUCAAUGGCAUCAGCAAAUUCAGCUAGCAGAAACAACAUAGUUGACUGGGCUGAGAAAAUCUAUGCUGUGACAGCAGGUGUGAAGAAUCUCUUAUCUAGUGAUAGGCAACUGGCAUUGACAAGGACGGUGGAACUCUUGAUAGAAGGGAGGCCAAAUCCUGAAAUUGAUGGUUACCUUGUAUUUGAUCCUCGUGCUCCCAAGUCAAGUUCCGGUAGUAGUCAUUUGAGAGGACCAUUUAAGGAAGCUAUUGUGUUUAUGAUUGGUGGUGGUAAUUAUGUUGAGUAUGGGAGCUUGCAAGAACUUGCACAGCGGCAGCAGCCUGUCAAGCAUGUUAUAUAUGGAACAACAGAAAUUCUCACAGGAGCAGAGUUUGUUGAGCAGCUUGCACUUCUGGGGCAUAAGAUGGGACUUGGAACUAAUGUUGCUGCUUCAUCUCAUUAAUACGUACAGGUUUUAAAUGCUCUUCGAAGCUUGUCGUCUGGCAGUUUAUCCAUGGUAGAGGAGGUACUGUGGGAAGCUAAGACACAAUAUGGGCAAUUGAAUAUAGAUUUCAAGCUGAAUAUCUCAGAACUGAUGCAGAGAUUGUUGGGGGGUGCAUUUCUUUCUUGAUUCCGAGGCAUGCAUGCUGGUUUUCGAAUAGAGUUGAACGACUGUGUUUGACAAUCUCUCGAAGUAUGCCUUUUUAUUUUUCAUCAUAGUGAGUAGGUUUCAACCAUUGAAAACCUAUAUUUGUCUUUAUUAAAGUUUCUUUGGUUAGAAAAUUUUCCUGUUUCCAUUGUUCUUCACUACUUGAAAAUUAAACUUUUGAGAAUCGUAUGUUAAUGCUCCAUACUAAUAUGAGUGCUGUUCACUUCCCAGUGUAAUUUUUUUUCACUAUCUAUGUUGAUUGGAAAUUUUUUAGAAGAAUAAUAUCUGUUCU